AUAAUGGAAAUAUUUUUGUGCCUUCUAGAAUGGGAUUUUCCUCCGAUUAGUCACUUUGUUUGUUUGACAAUUUUGACAUAUGACUUGUUGAUUGACAUUUACAGGUUAAUUUUUAAGAAAAAUUCUAGUUCUCAAAAAAUAAAAUUAUUUACAUUUAAUAAAAAUGUCUUGCGGUCAAUGUGGUACCAAAUAUAAUUUUUUUCAUAAAGAACUGGGUUGUUCCAAUUGUGGAUUAUCAUUUUGUGGAAAGUGUUUGCGACAAAAAUGUAAAGUUCCUUCGAAGGGAAAUGAGGAAUUGAGCGUGUGUAGGAAGUGUUUUUUAAGACUAACUGUUGGAUUUACUGAUAAUACACCACCGCCUCCAGAUGUGUUUCUUAAGAGACUAGAAGCAUUGGAAAAUCCUGCCGCUCCUCCUAUAACAAUGUAUAAAAGAGAUCCCAACAUUGAAAAGCUUCGAACUGGACUUGAACCUGCUGAUCAAAAAUUAUUAGAACGUUUAGAAAAGCUUAAAGAUGAUGGAAAAGGACCACCCCCUACAGACAGCGAAAUCAUGGAAAGGUUAAAGAAUCUAAAAGGAGAAAACGAAUAUGUGGAAGGACCAAGUGCAAGUCAAAGCAAACCAUUAUACACAGUGGAUACAAGAACGGACCAAGAAAAAGCUGAUUCUUUAUUGGAUCAAUUCAUGAGUGAAAAAGAAAUUGAGCUACGUCAUCAAAAUCUAGACGGUAUUGAAGCCAGGGUUGCAGCUUUAAGGGAACAAGGUGUAAGACCUAAUGAGGGACAGUACAUUAAAAAUUUGCAUGACUCUAGUAGUUCAGAGGAAGACAUUGAUAAAAUUACAAAAAAGAUUAUGGAUGAAGUAGCAUUGGACGAACGGCUGCCCCCGAGAUUGUUGAAAAGCAAAUCGAACUCGAGAGAAGAGGACGAGCCCGAGAGUAAAAACAAUGAAGACGAAUUACCGUGGUGCGUGCUGUGCAACGACGACGCAAAAUUCCGAUGUUUGGAUUGCGACGGAGACCUGUAUUGCAAUUCCUGUAACAUUGAAGCCCACAAAAAUUGGGGAGAUACCGAUCAUCGAGUAGUUCCGUACAAACCGCGUUCUAAUAAUUAA
Molecule: messenger RNA, 1111 nt
Organism: Psylliodes chrysocephalus
Lineage: Eukaryota; Metazoa; Arthropoda; Insecta; Coleoptera; Chrysomelidae
Source: the annotation of a GenBank genome assembly